Nothoprocta perdicaria is the source of this 554-nucleotide messenger RNA. It is a transcript of the gene RPL27A, whose product is annotated as ribosomal protein L27a. Gene Ontology annotation, cellular component: cytosolic large ribosomal subunit; ribosome. Lineage: Eukaryota; Metazoa; Chordata; Aves; Tinamiformes; Tinamidae. The record is from RefSeq and is a predicted model, not a curated record. Gene Ontology annotation, biological process: translation. Gene Ontology annotation, molecular function: structural constituent of ribosome. The transcript is spliced from 5 exons. Bases 57 to 503 code for a protein of 148 amino acids.
UUGCCCGGCUCUCGCGAGAGCUUCCCUCUUUCUCUCCCCUCGCGGCCGCCGAGAAGAUGCCCUCCCGCCUGCGGAAGACGCGGAAGCUGCGCGGACACGUCAGCCACGGCCACGGCCGCAUCGGCAAGCACAGGAAGCAUCCUGGCGGCCGUGGUAAUGCCGGCGGUAUGCACCACCACAGGAUCAACUUCGACAAAUACCAUCCUGGUUACUUUGGAAAAGUAGGCAUGAGGCACUAUCACUUAAAGAAAAACCAAAAGUUCUGCCCUACGGUCAAUUUGGAUAAACUCUGGACACUUGUUAGUGAGCAGACCAGGCUCAACUACGCCAAAAACCAGGCCGGCCUAGCCCCAGUCAUCGAUGUUGUGCGCUCAGGAUACUACAAGGUCCUGGGCAAGGGGAAGCUCCCUAAACAGCCUGUUAUUGUGAAAGCAAAGUUCUUCAGUAGAAGAGCAGAGGAGAAAAUCAAAGAAGUUGGUGGUGCCUGUGUGCUUGUGGCAUAAAGGCCUUCAUGCUCUAAUCAACUUUUUUGAAUAAAGACAAUAUGUAAAAGU